AUGGCAGUGCAGUCGACGUUACGGCAUGGCCCGGACGAAGCUCUCCGGGCACUCUUCAGCCGCCUACUCGACCGUCUACGUGGUCGACUCGGACGAACACCUCGAGCACUCCGCUUGUUAGCGGCAGUCCUCUUCACGCUAGGUCUGGUCGGUGGUGGCGCGGGGUCAUACAAAUGGUGGAUAGAUAGCCGCAAGGAGAAAGAGACAGGGAGACGGCUGCUGCGUCGCAACUCUGGUCUGAGAGCCAAAGACGGCACGCGCACCAUCUAUGUCGCAUACAAAUCUUCUACGGCAAAAGUCGCCAUCAACCCGACCAAGCCGACCACCUUCGAUGCCCACCGACGUCUGUUCUUACAGCCGCCCAGGGCUGUUGGCCUGAGCGACAGCAAUCUGCCACAAGUGCCUCCUCUCCAGACCAAGCCUGGCUUGAACCUCGCAUUUUUGCAUCAAUUCCUCAGCCUGAUGAACAUCUUGAUCCCGCGAUGGGGCAGUAAAGAGACUGGUCUACUCUUCAGUCACGGUGUCUUCUUGCUUCUGCGGACGUACCUGUCUCUCGUUGUCGCCCGUCUCGACGGUGAGAUCGUGCGAGACUUGGUGGCUGGCAAGGGCAAGCCCUUCCUCUGGGGUAUUGCCAAAUGGUGCACCAUUGGCGCUCUAGCCAGCUACACCAACAGCAUGAUCAAGUUCUUGCAGUCAAAGGUCUCGAUAGCCUUCCGUACUCGUCUGACUCGCUACAUCCACGACCUCUACCUCAACGACAAUCUCAACUUCUACAAACUCACCAAUCUUGACGGCGGCAUUGGUCAUGGCGCUGAUCAGUUUGUCACCCAGGACUUGACUCUCUUCUGUGACUCUGCCGCCAGUCUGUACUCGAGCCUGGGAAAGCCAUUUGUAGAUCUCCUGGUCUUCAACUAUCAGCUGUAUCGCUCUCUUGGCCCAUUGGCUCUGACUGGUCUACUAGCCAACUACUUUGCUACCGCUACAUUGCUGAGACGACUAUCUCCUCCCUUCGGCAAACUGAAGGCCGUCGAGGGUAAGCGAGAGGGUGAGUUCCGAGCACUUCAUGCUCGCCUCAUCGCCAAUGCCGAAGAAGUUGCCUUCUAUGGCGGCGACCAAAUGGAAAAGCUGUUUUUGGACAAAGGCUUCCAAGAACUUAAGCGGUGGAUGGAAGGCAUCUACAGUCUCAAGAUUCGUUACAACAUGCUUGAAGAUUUCGUGCUCAAGUACUCUUGGAGUGCUUUCGGUUACCUCAUCACCUCUCUGCCGGUCUUCCUCCCUGCAUGGGCUGGACUCGCAGAGAUCGGUGAUAAGAAAGUAGCACAGCCAGCUUCGGAAGCCGCUCUCAUGGCUCAGACACCUACAGAUGAAUCAGGCAGCCGCACCCAAAACUUCAUCACCAACAAGCGUCUCAUGCUUUCUCUUGCUGACGCAGGCGGUCGUAUGAUGUACAGCUUGAAAGAUCUUUCAGAGCUGGCUGGCUACACCUCUCGUGUCUAUACCUUGAUCAGUACUCUCCAUCGAGUACACGCUUCUGCAUACCAUCCACCUCGCAACACGUAUCCCGAACUCUACUCCCUGGCCGAUGUGCAAGGAACCCUACACAAAGGCUUCUCCGGCGUACGAUUCGAAAAUGCACCAGUCGUCGCACCCGGUCUCUGGCCACAAGGCGGAGAAGAACUUCUCGACUCCCUCAACUUUGUCAUCCAAUCCAACCAACAUAUCCUCAUCAUCGGCCCUAACGGUGCAGGCAAAAGCGCCGUCGCACGCAUUCUAGCUGGUCUAUGGCCCGUCUACCGCGGCCUAGUUUCUCGACCUCGAAGCAUCGGUCAAGAUGGCAUCAUGUUCCUACCUCAACGACCCUACCUCUCUCCCGGCACCCUCCGCGACCAAAUCAUCUACCCACACACUGAAUUCGACAUGCGCGCCUCCUCGCGCGCCGACUCCGAACUCGAGCAAAUCCUCACCGAUGUGCGACUCGGCUACCUGCCUUCCCGCGAAGGCGGCUUCGACACGCGCAAAACGUGGAAAGAUGUCCUCAGCGGUGGAGAAAAACAACGCAUCAGUUUCGCACGUUUACUGUAUCAUUCCCCUGCUUUUGCAGUCAUUGACGAGGGAACUUCUGCUGUAAGCAGUGAUGUGGAAGGUCUACUUUAUGAAACUCUAAAGGCCAGGGGAGUAACAUUGCUCACCAUAUCCACUCGCGCAAGUCUCAAGAAAUACCACGAUUAUGUGUUGACCUUGGGAUUGGGGAAUCAGGGAGAUGAGUGGGAGAUGCAAAAGAUAGGCACCGAGAGUGAAAAAGACAGCACUGAGAAGGAAAUCGCCGAACUCAAGGAACGAUUAUCUCAAGUCGAGGCGUGGAAGCAGAGGAAAGCAGAGAUUGAAGCCGAGUUGGCAGAGGUGUGGGUACAGGGAAGCGGUAUCUUGACGACUCCUGCAUUCGCGAGUGAUGCGCAAGAGAGUAGCAAGGCUGAAGAAGUCGAAGUCCUCACCGACGACGAAGGCGAAGAAGUCGCGCUCAGCGAGACGGAAACGGAGAAAGCAGCCAAUGGCGACGACGCAGGGAACGAUGCAGGUACUGAUGGCUACAAUACCGACAACACGCAAGACUUGUUUGUCAGCGCUGCUGCCACGCCUUUGGAGAGGGCAUCACCAUAG
Molecule: messenger RNA, 2658 nt
Organism: Aureobasidium uvarum
Lineage: Eukaryota; Fungi; Ascomycota; Dothideomycetes; Dothideales; Saccotheciaceae
Source: the annotation of a GenBank genome assembly